Molecule: messenger RNA, 543 nt
Organism: Capsella rubella
Lineage: Eukaryota; Viridiplantae; Streptophyta; Magnoliopsida; Brassicales; Brassicaceae
Product: protein transport protein Sec61 subunit beta
Exons: 2
Coding region: 122-370 (82 amino acids)
Biological process (GO): intracellular protein transport
Cellular component (GO): endoplasmic reticulum membrane; Sec61 translocon complex
Source: RefSeq, a predicted model, not a curated record
AAAUAUUGUUAAAGAGUCCGGUCAACCCCGAAAGUCUUCAAAUCUCUCAAUCCGUCUCGUAUCAAUCUCAUCGACAUCAGAAUUUGUAAGCCGGAUCAGAUUGUAAAGAAGAGAAGCAAUAAUGGUUGGAAGUGGUGCUCCACAGAGAGGAAGUGCAGCUGCAACUGCAAGCAUGCGUAGGAGGAAGCCAGGCAGCGGUGCUAGUGGAGGAGGUGCCUCUGGUGGUGCAGCAGGAUCCAUGCUUCAGUUUUACACCGAUGAUGCACCCGGUCUCAAGAUCUCCCCUAAUGUUGUCCUUAUCAUGAGCAUCGGUUUCAUAGCUUUCGUCGCUGUCCUUCAUGUCAUGGGCAAGCUCUACUUUGUCAAGUGAUGAGACAGAUAAUAGCUUGAAGCAAAAAAGACCCUAAGUGACUGCCAGUGAUCAUAAUAUUAGACAGUGGUUUCGUUUAAUGUUUUAAUUUUGUUGUUUAUUACCUGAGUCCUGAGUAUAAUCAAUCUCAACCAUUCCAGUUUCUUGACAUUCAAAGUUUCAGUAUUCUUCCA